Molecule: messenger RNA, 1934 nt
Organism: Panonychus citri (citrus red mite)
Lineage: Eukaryota; Metazoa; Arthropoda; Arachnida; Trombidiformes; Tetranychidae
Exons: 2
Coding region: 218-772 (184 amino acids)
Source: RefSeq, a predicted model, not a curated record
CCUGUUCAUCAUCUUUAUCUUCACCACCUACAACCACCUCCAUUCCUUAAUCAGUUGUGAUUCCAUUUUUACUAUAAUCCAUUGAAAAGGAAGACGUAAAAUAAAAUCACUAAAUCAAGGUGAACAAAUUUACCUUUUUAAUUAAAAACCUAAAGUGACAAACAAAAGAAUCAGUGAUUAAGGAGAUUCGUGAAUCAAUUGGAGGUUAAUCAAGGGAAUGACCAAAAUAAAAGUGGGAAAUUUACUUCGCUAUAAAAAGAGAAUCUUCCGUUCGAAUUGGAAAAAAUCGCAAAUAACACUCUACAAACAUGGUACCUUUGUAAUUCAAUCGCCGUCAUCAUCAAGCCAAACACUAAUCCGUUGUGAGAAAGAAUCAACUUUAAUCAUAUUUGGUCAACAGAUCAAAUCAGUUCCAAAAAUUCCGGUAUUGCCCUCAGGUUAUGCUUUGGAACAACUUUUAGCCAUUGGAUUGAUUGAGGAAAAUUAUACAACCGGAACAACGACAAUUAUAUUCUAUUGGUUUUUAUCACCAACAUUGGACGAUCUAAGUGAAUGGAUUAUGGCCUUUCAUAAUUCACUUCUUCGUGAACCAAGUGAUCUUCAAGAUCAAGAUGAUAACACCGACGAUGACGAUCUAGCUGUUGGUCUAAUGAUGGCUGGAGCCGCUUAUUGGAAUACGAUGACUUGUGAUACUUAUGAUACUCAAUUAGACGUUGGUGGAGAUUUUCAAGAUUAUUCAUUUGCUCAUGAUUUGUCUUUAUGUGCAAUUUAAUCACAAUUAAAUCCAUCAAUCCUUUAGCCUCUUUCUUACCUCCCUAAUCCUUUUCCUCUUUCACCCACUCACCUGUACAUACCAAUUAGGUAUUCUCAUUAACCUGAUCAUCCAUAAUGAUUACUUUAACUAACCAGCGAUUCGGACAAGGAAACAUUGUCCCUCCUGUCAACACAUAUAAUUAUUUCAAUACUCUCCCUAAUCAUCCAAUGAUGAUAAUGGUCAAGUAAUCGUCAUCAUCAUCAUCCUCAUCAUCUUCAUCAUCUUAAUUAUCCAUCAUCAACCAUUUAUAUAUCUUAUUAAUAUCAAUCAGGUUGGUUAAUCCUUUUGCUUUCAUUUUGUUUUCAUAUCUGAAUGUGUGUUAAUCCUCAUAUCAAACUGUUCACAUUGUCAACAAUUAAUUGUCUUUAAUUAGUUCACAUUAGUAAUUAAUCACAAUCUGUACACACAAUUUAAACAGGAUAAUAAUUGAUUUGUUGUUUUGCAAUAACUAAAAAUUAGCUGAUCAACAAAAAAAAGUUAUAACCAAAGAAAAUAAUUCAAUUAACUCAAUUGACCUAAUUAAAUGAUUUCUAGAUUUAGGAUUAGAUUUAAUUAUAAUUAGAUUAGAUUUAAAUAUGUAAAAAUUACCAUUGAAAAUAAAUCAGUGAGAGAGGAAGUUAAUUAACUAAUAUAAUUAAUUAAAAAAUACGUUGAAAUUUAUCUUACCUUGAAUUAAGAGUAACCCAAUAGGAUAAGUUUUAUUAACUAUUUUAUAUCUUAAUUAAGUUAAUUGUAAUCAUCGUCAUUCAUUCAUUGUAAUAUUUAAUUUAAUUUCAAUCAUCGUUGUUAUUUAAAGCUUUUAAGGUAAGAUAGAUUAAAUCAACGAUUCCUCUGCUUACAAUAACGAUAAUCAACCCUUUCUUAACAAUUAACGAUUAACAAUCGUGUAACAAUUAAGCUUUUGAGCUAAAAAAUCAAAAAAAACUCCAAGGUAAAUGUAUUGAUAAUAAUACAAACCUGACAAUGAUAAUAACGUUUGAUAUCAUAUUCAGAUUGGAAACAAUUAGAAGCAAAAACAAAAGACUAAUUGUUUCCCAUGUAAACAAAUUAAUUAGUUGAUUAACUUUUUCUCAAUGUAAUCAAAAUGCUUGAAAAAAGAAAAUUAAAACAAUCGGAUAAA